AAGAAAAAGAAAAAGAAAGAGUAAGACAAAAAGAAAAGGAAAGAGUAAGAGAAAAAGAAAAGGAAAGAGAAAAAAACAAAGAAAAAGAAAAGAAAAAGAAAAAUAAAAAGAGAAAGAGAAGCAAAGACGUUAGAGGAUAACGAGUAACAUUGAUGAGAACAUGCCAGAGCGGCAAGACGAUCCCGUCGCCGUCGUCCCGAACAAUGCUGAAACCUCUUCCGAAGAUCACGAUCCCACGGAUUUUCGCAGCCCGCGGCGAACACGGAGCUAACGAGGAGACGGGUGUCCCCCUGCGCGCGAAGUUGUGACGCGGUGUCAGUGAAGUGUGAAUUUUUAUUUAGCCCCCUUUCCCCCUUGUCCUUGUAAUUCUUGUUUCUUCUCCAUUCGAUACACUUUCGCAGUCCCGCUCCACCCGGCCCCCUCUCCCAAUACGUUCAUCCAGGUCGACGCGGAAGGAUCGAUCGCUCGGUACACCUACGUUCUCCUAUUCGAACGGGACAGGACGGGGUAUCGUUUAACCGCGAACUAGCUACGACGGAGAAAGAUAAAUAGCUGCCCCAAGCAGGACGUCCAAAAAGCCUGAGCUCUCCCACCGGUUGUAUCGAAUCCUGUGUCGAUCACUGAACAGACAGAAACAACGCGAGGCGACGAGACAUCCUUCAACCGCAAGCGGAUCCGACGAAGACGGAUAAAAAGCUUCCGGAGGCUAGACGUCUGAAAGGUUUCAGCUCGUCCGUCGUCUACAUCGAUUCCCGGGUCGAUCGUCGAGCAUCGACCGUAUAGAAACGUCGAUAGAAGCGUCGAGUCGCGUGUAAUCGUAUCAGAUCGGAGGCGACACGCGCGCUCAAGGCCGCCGAAAACCGUUGCCCCCGGUGCGUGCGUGUGCCCCGCGUCUGGGAGAAGAGGGCCCGUGUAUGAACUGGAGCGACUCGGUGUCACGCGGACGUGCCCCGAGGACUUUCCAGCGGACUUACCUGACGCGGAACGGUCGAGCCGGCCCGGCGAGACGUCCCGAAAUCGUCCGGCUGCGCGGACGAUUUUCAUUGAAACUCCGGCUUGCAGCGAACGGUCAGCGACCCCGGCGAACACGCGCGCGCGAGACCAGCGGCAGAGCGCGAGAGGAAUGCUUCUUUCUCGAAACGGUGACCAUCGGGACCGAUUCGCUUGCGCGAGAGGGAGUAGUGUUCCGACUCGCGGAGGAACACGAAGGCCACCCCGAAAAUUGUAACACCGAGAUGACGCAGUGAGGAACCGAUUGCUCCGGGAUACUGCGGCAGACACAGAGUAUCUUCAGCGAGUGCGCGACCCCUUUCGUUUCUCUCGCGCCACGUGGAACGAUAUGAAAAGGUGACUAGUCGGUCGAACGCGGAUGGGUGCAUCGUUUCGCGGACUCCACGUUCUACCGGCGGUCGUAAAUAAACGAGCAGCUAGGUGACACGCGAUUCGCGGAUAGCUACUCCACGGGGUUCUCGAAGAUACGGUGCCGCGGAGACUGCCGCUCGACGCUCUCUACGGUUCUCUAAUGGAUAACCGAUCCCUCUAGCCUGCCGGGGGAAACUCGCCGUGGAUAACGGUCGCCGGUGAGGAUCGGCCGUUCGUGGAUUCCCAGUGAUCGCCUCUUGCCUACCGGGUGGAGACGGAAAGGGGAUUUGCUCGCGCGCGCGCGGACGGUCUUCGGCUUCGGCUUCUUUUCAGGAUACCUCGGCCGUGAUAGCCGGGCGAACGGUAUAAACACGGAAGAGAGGCUUGCCCGAAUGGGAACGGUUAUGAGUGACCCUGCGGACGAAGGUCGACGUCGAUCCCAGUAGCGCGGGCGUGAUACACGCGAAUGGUGACCGCAGUCGGUACACCGAGGUGCACCAUCGCCGGCGUAACUUCUUCACCGUACAAUGGACGUUUUCAAAAUCGACCAGUCGCUGAGCGCGGGUCUGGGUAGCGCCCCGGCGCCGGACACCCUUACGCCGGAAGUGUCGUUCGACGCCGGUAGUGAGUUCAAUCUGAGCUUCUUCGACGGGCCGGAGGAGAACAGCACACAAGGGUUCAGCGAUCCCGGGUCCGUGGGUAGCGCCAGCGCAUCCCCGCCACCAGGGACACCCAGCAGCAUCCCCGUUAACCCUCCGAACGCCGCCCUACCGAUAGUCCAAGUGCCCUCUGGCAUCGUCAUUAAGCAAGAACAACACUACGCGGCCGCAGAUUCGAACAGUUCGACGCCCGCGAAGAGUUUCGUGGCCUGUAGAGUUUGCGGUGACAAAGCGAGCGGUUAUCAUUACGGCGUGACCAGCUGCGAGGGUUGCAAAGGCUUCUUCCGGAGAAGCAUUCAGAAGCAGAUAGAGUACAGGUGCCUGAGGGACGGCAAGUGUCUGGUCAUCAGAUUAAAUCGGAACCGCUGCCAGUACUGCAGAUUUAAGAAGUGCCUAGCUGUCGGCAUGUCAAGGGAUUCCGUAAGAUACGGCAGGGUGCCAAAACGUUCGAGAGAACGCGGCCCCGAAGACGCAGUACCAACCACCACCACGACAACGACAACGACCACUGGUGUGCAGCAGUUGACAUCCUCCGGUGCUGGAAAUAAUAACAAUAACAAUAACAACAAUAAUAACAACAACAACACCAGCCAGAACAAUAACAACAACAACAAUAAUAACAACAACAAUAGUCAAAGUCAGAACACCAUAGCCUGCGUGCCGCCAGCCGCAGUGGUCGAAGCGGAUCAGUCGGAUGCCGAUGUGAAACACUUGGCCGUAUACAACGUAAUACUUCAAGUCUCUCAAGCGCAUCACGCUCACUGCGGUUUCACUGAAGAAUCGACGAGGGGCAUCGUCCGGAAACCGAUGAUAAUACCGGCGAGUGCUUCUUCGCAGCCUGCCAGUCCCGAAGACCCAGAGGCGGCGUCGUCGACGGCAGAAACAGUCGAAUCGCAAAGGAUCUGGCUGUGGCAACAGUUCGCCACUAGGAUAACGCCGUCGGUGCAAAGGGUGGUAGAGUUUGCCAAAAGGGUGCCAGGGUUUUGUGAGCUCUCGCAAGAUGAUCAGCUAAUCUUGAUUAAGGUCGGUUUCUUUGAAGUCUGGCUCAGCCAUAUCUCAAAGAUGACCACUGACAGCUCGAUGACAUUCGAGGAUGGUACUUAUAUCACUAGGCAGCAAAUGGAAUUAAUGUAUGAGCCGGAUUUCGUAUCCGCCUUGAUGCAAUUCACAUCGGCUCUUAACGGCCAUCAACUGUCGGAUACCGAGUUGGGUCUCUUCUCCGGCGCCGUUCUCCUGGGCGAGAGGCCAGGCCUGAACGACGUGAAGGCAGUGCAGAGGCUUCAGGAUCGUCUCCUGGAGGCACUGAAGGUGCAGGCGCUACGGAACCACACGGUCUCCGGCGAGGCUACCUCUGCGGGCAGCUGUUCCAACGUUUCGAGCGUUUCGCAGAGGAUACCGGAGCUGAGAGCCCUGGGUGCCAGACACGCGAAUCUCCUCGACUGGUUCAGGAGGAACUGGACCAAGCUCAAACUACCGCCUCUCUUCGCCGAGAUUUUCGACAUUCCCAAAUGCGAGGAGGAUCUUCAGUGAAUAGAAUGUUUCAGAGCACAUCGAGUUGAUUCGACGAAAAAUGAACAGAGGAGGGAUGUGAGAAGGUGAGAGGAAUCCACCGAUCGCCCAACGGUCAUCGCACAAAUGCAGCCCGGACCACGAGGACGAUUUAUUUCCGCUCGCAGUCGGCGACGGUGCACGCCGGCAACGGCGAGAAGAGCAGGCCGACCGCCUGUUCGACAGGGAAAAGGAGCCCGCAGGCCGACGAUCCGUCACGAUGUUUCGGCGGGAUUGAUCCCGCCGAAAUCCGGCACCGUUCGUUUUCAUUGGUGCGCGAAGACGGGAGAUUGAUCGUUCCGCGGCGAACAGUACGAGUCGCCAAUCGAAGUUCUCCGAACUUGAUGCGAGAAAUGGAUGUUUGAUCGAUUAAUAAAAAGAGGGGGACGAAAUAAAUCACACCGGGAGCCGAAUUGACUCAUCAGAGGCUUUCGAAUCUGAGAGAUGAUCGGGGAUAUAAUCGAUCCAGAAAUGUUCGAUCGAACGAUCUUCGAGGAAGGAUUCGUACUAUUCGCCGCGGAACGUCGGAGAAGCAUUUAAAUACUCAAUCGACGAGGGGGAGGUUAGCAUUCUUUUUCGGUUUUCAUGUUUCGUUUAUCUUGUAUAAAAUUAGUCCCGCGCAUAUCGUUGUUGCAAUAAAGCGUCGCAGUGAUCGAACACGCGUCGCGCGGAAAAGAUAGCACAAAACCGUGAUCAAUUCGCGGACUGCCGUUUAUUACGGUGUUCGCGGGUGAAAGUUUUCGGGCGAACUUUUAGAGAACU
Molecule: messenger RNA, 4331 nt
Organism: Nomia melanderi (Alkali bee)
Lineage: Eukaryota; Metazoa; Arthropoda; Insecta; Hymenoptera; Halictidae
Source: RefSeq, a predicted model, not a curated record